AUGUUGAACAAGAACAUUCUGCUGUUGGCUCUUCAGAUAAGUCUCUUAGGAACCACUCUUGGUGGGAAUGUUUUGAUUUGGCCAAUAGAAGGUAGUCAUUGGCUAAAUGUUAAGACAAUUAUAGAUGAGCUAAUUAAAAAAGAGCAUAAUGUGACUGUCUUAGUUGCUUUUGGUGCACUUUUCAUCACACCGACUUCUAACCCAUCUCUGAUAUUUGAAAUAUCUAAAGUGCCCUUUGGCAAAGAAAGAAUAGAAGGAUUGAUGAAGGACUUUGUUUUGACAUGGUUGGAAAAUAGACCAUCUCCUUUAACCAUUUGGAGAUUCUAUCAGGAGAUGGGCAAAGUCAUCAAGGACUUCCAUAUGGUGGCUAGAGAAGUCUGUGAUGGUGUUCUCAAAAACCAAAAUCUAAUGGAAAAGCUGAAGAAAAGCAAAUUUGAGGUCUUGGUGUCAGAUCCAGUAUUUCCUUGUGGUGAUAUAAUAGCUUUAAAACUGGGAAUUCCAUUUAUAUACUCUUUGAGGUUUUCUCCAGCCUCAACAAUGGAAAAACACUGCGGGAAGGUACCAUACCCUCCUUCCUAUGUUCCUGCUAUUUUAUCAGAACUUACUGACCAGAUGUCUUUCACCGACAGAAUAAGAAAUUUCAUUUCCUACCAUCUACAGGACUACAUGUUUAAUAUGCUUUGGAAAUCAUGGGAUUCCUACUAUAGUAAAGCUUUGGCCAAGGAUGGUAGCCAUCGGUUAAACACUAAGAUCAUUUUAGAAGAGUUGAAUCAAAGAAAUCACAAUGUGACUGUACAGGCUUCAUCAGCGACUCUAUUCGUCAACUCCAGUGAUGAUUCUCUUGUGAAUUUUGAGGUGAUAUCUGUUUCCUACAAGAAAAGCAACAUCGGCUCCUUAAUUGAACAUCUGAUAAUGCUGUGGAUAGAUCACAGACUGACUCCUCUCACGCUCUGGACUUUUUACAAAGAACUAGGAAAACUCCUACAUACUUUUUUUCAGAUUAAUAUACAAAUCUGUGAUUGAGUAUUAAAGAACCCCAAGUUAAUGGCAAGACUUCAGAAAGGAGGCUUUGAUGUGCUGCUAGCCGACCCAGUAACAAUCUGUGGAGACUUGGUUGCUCUGAAAUCAGGAAUUCCAUUUAUGUACACUUUGAAGUUCUCUCCAGCCUCAGCAGUAGAGAGACACUGUGGAAAAAUCCCAGCACCUGCCUCCUAUGUACCUGCAGCACUUUCAGAGCUCACUGACCAGAUGACCUUUGGCGAAAGGGUUAAAAAUACCAUAUCUUAUCCACUGCAAGAUUAUAUAUUUCAGUCCUACUGGGGACAAUGGAAUUCAUACUAUAGCAAAAUCCUAGUGGUAGUGCCUGUGAACCCAAUAACUCCGAACACUGCAGAGGAACCUGUGACCCCCACUUCCCUCCAUCUUUCCCCACCCCCUGUGGAGAACAAGCCUAUGCGUGACUCAGGAGAUGGCAGACAGAGCAGAAGCACCCACUAUCCUGGAGCCUCAGGCAGCAAUGCCAGUGACAUCAGCAGCAGCAAGGCACCAAGGACUCCAAAUCCUGAAGCCUUGUUUCCUUGUGAAAAGGAGCUGUUUAUUUCCCUUGAAAUUUUAUCUGUGGGAACCUUUGAAGCUGGGCAAAUAUUCAACCUCUGUAGAGAAAUGAGUGAGGCAGCUGCUGUCAUGGUGUCUGAGAAAUGGGUUUCAGCAAUUCUACUGCUGCAGCUCAGCUUCACUGGCUGUGGAUUCUGUGAGACGGUCCUGGUGUGGCCCUGUGACAUGAGUCAUUGGCUCAAUCUAAAGGUUAUUUUGGAGAAACUCACAAAAAGGUGCUACGAAGUAACUGUGUUGGUGUCUCCACAAAAUCUCAUCACUGAUCACAACAAGCCUUCCACACUGAACUUUGAGGUGGUCCCUGUGCCACAGGACAGAAAGACUGCUGAAAAUACACUAAAUGACUUUUCAGACCUGUCUGUUAACGUCAUGCCAUCAUUGUCACCCUAACAAUCAGCAAAACAGCUGCAAGAAUUUUUUCUUCAAAUAAGUAGACACUUAACACUUCUGUGUGAGAGUGUUGUCUACAACCAGUCAAUCAUGAAGAAGCUCCAGGAAACCAACUAUAAUGUUAUGAUUAUAGACCCUGUGAUGCCCUGUGGAGAGCUGAUUGCUGAGUUUCUGGGAGUCCCUUUUGUGUACACGCUAAGGCUCUCCUUGGGUAGCACAAGGGAGGAAUACUGUGGGAAACUUCCAGCUCCGCCUUUCUAUGUGCCUGUUGCCAUGGUAGGACUAACAGACAAAAUGACAUUUCCAGAAAGGGUAAAAAAAUUAAUGCUUUCCAUUUUCUUUGACUUCUGGCUCCAACAAUAUGACGACACUCAGCUUUGGGACCAGUUUUACAGUAAAGUAUUAGAAAGAAUUUUAUCUCUGCAGGAAAUGGAAGAAUUUGUCCAAAGUUCAGGCGAAGAUGGUAUUGUGGUGUUUUCUCUGGGGUCAAUGGUCAAAAUCCUCACAGAAGAAAAAGCCAAUCUCAUUGCCUCAGCCCUUGCCCAGAUUCCACAGAAGGUUUUAUGGAGAUACAAAGGAAAGAAACCGGCCACGUUAGGAGCCCAUACUCGGCUCCAUGAUUGGAUACCACAGAAUGAUCUUCUUGGUCAUCCCAAAGCAAAAGGUUUUAUCACUCAUGGUGGAACCAAUGGGAUCUAUGAAGCUAUCUAUCAUGGGGUGCGUAUGGUGGGAGUUCCCAUGUUUGCUGAUCAGCCUGACAACAUUGCUCACAUGAAGGCCAAAGGAGCAGCUGUGGAGGUGAACAUAAACACAAUGACAAGUGCAGAUUUACUCAAUGCCUUGAGAACAGUCAUUAAUGAACAUUUUUAUAAAGAGAAUGCUAUGAGGUUAUCACGGCUUCACCAUGAUCAGCCUGUAAAGCCCCUGGACCGAGCAGUCUUCUGGAUCGAGUUUGUCAUGCACCACAAAGGAGCCAAGCACCUGCGGCCAGCUGCCCACGACCUCACCUGGUUCCAGUACCACUCUUUGGAUGUGAUUGGGUUCUUGCUGGCCUGUGUGGCAACUGCUGUAUUCUUGGUCACAAAACGUUGUUUGUUUUCUUGUCUAAAAUUUGUUAAAACAGGAAAGAAGAAAAAGAGAGAAUAG
Messenger RNA from Aethalodelphis obliquidens (Pacific white-sided dolphin), 3150 nucleotides. RefSeq lists its product as uncharacterized. NCBI's taxonomy places the organism in Eukaryota, Metazoa, Chordata, Mammalia, Artiodactyla, Delphinidae. Gene Ontology annotation, molecular function: glucuronosyltransferase activity. The record is from RefSeq and is a predicted model, not a curated record.